Pseudomyrmex gracilis is the source of this 1883-nucleotide messenger RNA. RefSeq names its product DNA ligase 3 (gene DNAlig3). The annotation marks the transcript as partial. Gene Ontology annotation, cellular component: DNA ligase III-XRCC1 complex. Gene Ontology annotation, biological process: DNA biosynthetic process; lagging strand elongation; DNA recombination. The transcript has 12 exons. Gene Ontology annotation, molecular function: DNA ligase (ATP) activity; ATP binding. The record is from RefSeq and is a predicted model, not a curated record. NCBI's taxonomy places the organism in Eukaryota, Metazoa, Arthropoda, Insecta, Hymenoptera, Formicidae.
GCAGAAGCGUGUACGUCCGUAGAAAUGGCGAUGCAAAAAUGUCCAAACGGAAUACUAUCAGAGAUCAAGUACGACGGCGAGCGGGUGCAAGUGCAUAAAAACGGAAACGAUUUUCGAUACUUUAGUCGAUCCUUGAAAGCGGUUAUGCCGCAUAAGGUAAAUCUUUUUGCGGAUUAUAUAGUGCAAGCUUUUCCCGAUGGUGAUGAUCUGAUCCUCGAUUCUGAAGUUCUCAUGGUUGACAACGAGACCGGGAAACCUUUACCCUUCGGCACUUUGGGGAUUCAUAAAAAAGCUCAAUUCAAAAACGCCAAUGUGUGUCUGUUUAUUUUUGACUGCUUAUACUACAACGGCAAGAUACUUAUCGAUAAAUCUAUACAAGAACGCAGAAACAUCCUGAAAAAUAGGAUAACUGAAAUACCGAACAGAAUAAUGUUAUCCGAAGUUCAUGAAGUACACAAUUUGCGAGAUCUGACAGAAAGGAUCAUACAUAUAUUGAAAAUGGAUCACGAAGGUUUGGUUUUGAAAGACAUCAAUAGCAAAUACGAACCCGGUAAAAGACAUUGGCUGAAGGUAAAGAAGGAUUAUUUGUGUGGCGGCGCAAUGGCUGAUAGCGCAGAUCUCGUCGUGCUUGGUGCAUGGUACGGCACAGGCAACAAAGGUGGUAUUAUGUCCAUCUUCUUAAUGGGUUGCUACGAUGAAGAGCGUGAUAAAUGGUUAACCGUUACUAAAGUUCAUACGGGACACGAUGAUUCCACUCUAACAGCUUUGCAAGACGAGCUCGAUAUGAUAAAGAUCGGCAAGGAUGUAAACAAAUUACCGAAUUGGUUGCUUGCCAACAAAUCUAUGGUACCAGAUUUUAUAGCAAGAGAUCCUAAGAAACAGCUAGUUUGGGAAAUAACAGGAGCUGAAUUUACGAACCAGGGAGUACACACCGCGGAUAUUAGUAUUCGAUUUCCACGCGUGACGCGGAUUCGCCGCGACAAAGACUGGUCCACAGCCACCACACUGAACGAGUUGCGUAAACUCUUUCAAAAAAAGCCUGACUCCAUCGAUUUCAGUCUCUUGCUCAAAAAGGAUUUCAAGGACAUUUCAAAAAAGAAACAGUCCAUUCUCAGUACACUUCCAAAGAAAUCGGAGAACGCGAAAAGAGGAGCAAGCUCACCAAGCGAACCAUCGACGAGUUUUGCAAUCGGAGAAGGAACAUUCUUCCAGAAUACUUUAGAUGAUCCAGAGUCGCACAUUACAGAAAAAUUCGCGAAAAAACGAAAGAGAAAUAGAUAUAUAAAAAACUUUGACAGUGUCGAAAGUACUCAGUUGAAGACAAAAAAAUUAAAAUUCGUGUGUGGCAAGAUAGAAGAGAAAACAGAAAAAGAUAGCUUUACUGCUGAAAGAAACACAAAAGAAUCGUUUGAAUUGUCGAAAGAAACUUCGGAUUCGGACGUCGAAGAUAUUGACGUCGAGGAUAUUGAAUCCAACAACAUUCUGCAAUACGUGCGAGCGAGUUUUGCACCUGGGUUCGACAAUACAAGACGGAAGUAUGCCCAUAGAAUACUUCAAAUACUCGGCGGCACGUUAGUGAACAUACCGGAGAACAAAUCCAUAAUGACGACGAUGACUCACAUCAUUCACACACGCACGGAAAUUCCAUCCACGGUUGUCCACGAGGAUUUCGCGGACUUCCCGAAGACCAUCAAGCACGUAAACAUGUCCUGGCUGGAAGAGACUUCCGCGCAAUUCAAAAGGCAAGAUGAAAGUUUGCAUGCUAUAAAACUGGUCGGUGAUUAUUGCAAUUGUCCAUGCACGCAUCGAUAACGUAGCGAAAAUAUGUAUUUUAUGUGUAAUAAAAUGUUGUUGGCAAAUGUUUCAAAUGUAAAAAUAAAACA